Molecule: messenger RNA, 5894 nt
Organism: Anopheles merus
Lineage: Eukaryota; Metazoa; Arthropoda; Insecta; Diptera; Culicidae
Gene: Mnt
Product: putative GPI-anchored protein pfl2
Exons: 8
Coding region: 1195-5781 (1528 amino acids)
Biological process (GO): regulation of transcription by RNA polymerase II
Molecular function (GO): DNA-binding transcription factor activity, RNA polymerase II-specific; protein dimerization activity; RNA polymerase II cis-regulatory region sequence-specific DNA binding
Source: RefSeq, a predicted model, not a curated record
AGAGAGAGAGAGAGAGCGAGAGAACGAACCGAACAGUUCCUUUCGGCAACGUGCGCUCCCAUCCUAGUAUCCCUUCCGGUAGGGGGAAGGGUGCUCCCUACAAAUGACGCUGCUGACGGUGCUCAUUAAACGGUGGGGAAACAAUUGAGCGGAAGGCACCCACCUCACCCUGUGUCAUCGCACCCUGUGCUCACUGAGCCGCUGGGAGCGAAGAGAGCAAGAGCGAAUAACUCCAACCGGGGAAGCGAAGCGAAGGGGGAUGGAAGGAGGGGAGGGGGCGCUGUUUACGACAUGCGUGAAAGGCGGGAGCCGGCUUCGUCGGUGGACACCGGGCGCAACAGUGUUCAGUCGCGGUCCGUUCCCUGGUACGACCGGACGUGUGCGCGAGUUUGGCUUUACCCUCGUCGUAGUCGCCGUCGCCGUCGUCGCCGUUUUCGUUAGUUGCUAUCGCCGCGAAUGGUUUGCGCGCUUCUAGACUGGCUCUGUUCUGCAGAACAACCACACCAACGGUAGAGUGCUCCAGUGGUUGCCGCUGUGAAACGAGUACGUCAAGUGUCACCAGGAACGGAUUGUGAUGUGUUCGUGUUGCACCGUAUCCCCGCGGCUCACUGAUACGCAUUAAUCGCUGCCCGUAACAUUUUUUUUAGCUCACUGGCUGUGUGUGUUUAUGUGUGCGUGUGCUAAUAAUACCCCUUCAGCAGAUAGUGCCUUUCUUCAAGUGGGGUGACAUGCUGGGACAGUGGGCCAGCGCCAGCAAGUCAAGUGCUUACACGGUUGAUGCAGAUGGGUCGCAAACAGCAACGGAAAAAGUCACUCCGUGCCAGUAUACAGCAAAAGAAGUAAUUGUUAGAAAAGCGUAAAAAUGCUUCCCAUAUUUAUACAUACUCUUUCGGGGAAGUUGUGCGUGUGUGAUCUGCCCGUCGUCUAAGGAAAGGAUGUUUUGCGGUGAAUUGUAGGCUUUUGAGAACUAAUCAUGUACACGCCGAGUGCGGGAAAUCGGAAAGCCAGUUAGCGCUCGUCUACGGUUAGCAAGCAUCCGCGCGCAGGUGCUGUGAUUGGUCAUAUCGUUCGUUUGCAAUUGGUUUCCGCGGCGUCCCGUGCGCCCUGCUUUGUCAAACACACAAGCCAGUAACUCGCGAUAGUUUUGCGCGCCUCGAUCGCAACGGUCGACAUCAGUGACCAAGUGGGACCGCAAUGUACAGCGACGACAAGCGCUUCCCGAGUCGCACGCAGCCGGGCGUUCCUUUUGGCGAUCCGGGCGUUCCGCCGGGGGUCGGCGCACUGUCGGAGAUGGACAAAUGUUUCCCCUACUCCAUCCUGACCAAGAAGCACCCGCUGGGAGGAGGGUCGGCGGGUGGGACCGGCGGCUCGCCCGGUAAACCGUCGGCUCCUCCGACCGUACCGAGCUAUCUCGGUUUGCAGCGGGAACGGUCCGGGACAAACGCGACUAAACCGGAGGCCGCCUUCGACCACAGCGGCACGCCCGAUGUGAACAACUUCUACGGCAGCGCGAUGGUAACGGACGUCGGCAUCUGCUUCAGCAUGAGCAACGUCAAUCUGAACGGCCACCCACCGACCAUACCGCUUGCCACGGGCGCGCUGGUGCCGCCGGCGGCGGUCGCCGCCCAGCCGCGCCCCAGCGCCCUGGCCGCUCCGGACGCGAGGCGCAAAUCGUACGAAGAUCCGGGCCCGGAAACGGCCCUGCUCAAUGCGAGGCGCCGGGCGGCCGCCUUCCUGCCCGUCACGGCCAACGGUGGUCGGCUGGCCGGUCCGAUGGCCGGAAGCGGUGCAGCAGCGCUCGCCUCGAUGCACCACCACCACCAGCAGCGCCGGCCGCAAGCAUUCCCCUUUCCGGCGGCCACCGUCUAUCCGCUGGCGCACCAUCCACCCGGCACGGUGGCGGCCCCGUUCCCGCAGCCGCUGGCCAACGUGCAUCCUCCGGUGCAUCAGCCACUGCCGCGGCAGCGAUCGGUCGGCCCGGUCGGCAAAGGGGCGUACGGUAGCGUACGAUCGACCAGCUCCGAUCGGGGCAGGGGCGGAGGGUCGGGAGGGUCCCCUUCGAUGAUUCCCGCGAUCGGAACGCUCGGCGGCAUCGGGACGUUGCGAUCCUCGCCGCCCUACCCGAAGCAACCGCCCGGCGCUGCUACGAAACCGUCCGCGGUGAGCUACUACCAGCCAUUGCCGGCGACUGGCGGCCCGGGUACGGUUCAAGUCCAGCCGUCCUAUGCCCAUCCACUUGCCGGCGCCCCUACCAGUCAAUCGACACCGACAGCACCGCCACCACCAGCACCGCCCGUUGGCUACCAUCAUCAGCGUGGCAACGUGCUGCAGUAUCAUCAUCUGCCGCUAGCGAACGGUGUGCCCCUUGCCGGUCCAGCGGCGGCCUCUCCGGCGACAGCAGCAGCAGCGGCAGCGGCGGUAGCGGCUGCCGCCGCCAGCUACGAAUACUAUCGGUACGCGAUCGAGGCGGCCGAAAGUGUCGGCAAGCUACCGCCGUCGGGUUCCGCCCAAUCCGUGCUGCUUCCCACUGGCACGAUGGCCGCGACCCCUGCCCGCACUGCCGGCGAGGAUGGUAGCAAGGGAGCUUCGGGCACAGCUUCGGGGCCGGUGGUGGAUUACAACGGGUUGCGGCAGCUGUUUCUCAAAUGUUGCUACAACGAGAUGAAGCUGCUGCCGGCGUCCGGCGGUCCAGCGCAUCCAGCCGCGCCCGUCCUAUCCUCGCCGACGGUCGGGUGCGUUUCUGCGCCGACCUCGACCGCCACCAGCCUGUCGGCCGACUCGCCAGUCCACUCGUACGACUUUGAGCCGCAGGAUCCGCGCGCUGCCGGUAGGGAAGCACCCGCCGUCUAUCCGUCCGGGCAGCAGCAGCAGCAACACCACCACCACCAUUACCACCAGCCACUCACUAGCCGAUCGUGUCCGAGCUCACCGAACGGACCGCACUGCCAUACGUCGCCCGCACUGCCAACGCUUGCACCGUCCGCCUGCUCCACCCCGAUCGGUAGCAGAAGGUUGUCCGCCCAGCAGCAGCACCAGCAGCACGAUCGCUACGAAGCGAGCGAAGACGAGGUCCGUCCGAUGGAGGUGUGCAGCGAGGAUGGGCAGGAGGAACCGAUUGAGCCGGAAGAAUGCUGCAGUUACGAACCGAAGGACUUUAGCAUGAAAUCGAAAGCACUGUCAGUGGGGCAGGGUGGUGUGUGGCCGGCGGCAGCGCAGCGCGACGGGUGUGCCAUCGGACAACAGCGGAUCGAGGAUCGCAGCAGGAAGGAAAUUAAGGCCGCGCCGAAAAAGAAAUGGAUUCACCGGCACUACAUGAAGGAUGAGCCACUUACGAAUGGCCAUUCGACGGCUCCGCCGCUAGUCGUGAUUGCGACGAACGGAACGCAACAGCAUUCGGCGGCGAAGCAUCAUCUGACCCUCAACCACGUAGCGGUACCGAUCGCGCCCAGCUCCAUCCCGGCCGGCGCCCCCACCACCAUCACCACCACCUCCCCCUCCCCGAUGACGAUCGAUCUCUCCACCAAGGGGUUGAGCCAGCAUCAGCAAACAGGCACGCACUAUGCUGCCGCUGCCGUGCAUCCGUCGCCUCUCUCAACGACACCACCCGCCACGACCACCACCGUAUCGUCACUGUCUUCAUCCUCCUCCUCAUCAUCCUCCUCGUCCUCCUCCUCCUCCUCCUCCUCCUCCCCUUCCUCAUCGGCAUCGUCGACGACGCUAACCGUAUCGCCGGUCGACGACUCGCAGUCAUCGCUCAACCUAAGCAACGGUUCCAGCAUUAAUGGCUACAUUACCAGCAGCAGCAGCAGCAGCAGCAGCAGCAACAGUAGCGGGGUCGCCGGGGCCCCCAUCGGUGGUACGUCCCCGCUGCCGCCCGGGCUAGCCGGCAUGCUGCCGAUCAACAUCACCAACGUGCUGCAGGCGACGGCCAUUGCUGCUGCCCACAACGGCGGCACCGGCAGUAGCACACCGAACGGGACGAUCGUGACGGCGGCGACGCACCCGGCGGCAACUGGCGUGCACCAUCUGCCGCUCGAGCUGCAGCAGCAGGUCGCGGCCGGCCUGUCGGUGGCGGCCAUCAGCUCGCAGGGUGCGCAGGGCCUCUUUGCCAACAUCCCGACCGGGACGCGGCGGCGGACGACCAGCUCAAACAGCAACGGUGUCGGCACGCGGGAGGUACACAACAAGCUGGAGAAGAAUCGGCGGGCCCAUCUGAAGGAAUGCUUCGAGCAGCUGAAGAAACAGCUCAGCCUGCAGCCGGACGAGAAGAAGAUCUCCAACCUAUCGAUUCUGCACGCCGCCAUACGCCACAUACAGCUGCUGAAGCGCAAGGAGCGCGAGUACGAGCACGAGAUGGAGCGGCUGGCGAAGGAGAAAAUUGCGUCCCAAAACCGUAUCCUCGUGCUGAAGCGCGAACUGACGCAGAUGGGCGACAUCGACGUGUCCCGGCUGGCACCGGACACCGAUAUUACGCCGAACCCAACCAAUGGUGGUACCAUCGUCCCGCCGAACGGCCUGCAGAUGGAGCGAGAUCAACCGUCGGACACUAUACCGGGCCGUAAUGGGAUUCGGUACAGCUCCAGUAGCUCGCUGUCCAGCAUAGCUACGAACGCGUCCAUCAGCAACCUGCCGCUUCAGACGACCAUCUCGCCGGUGCUCUCCGUGUCAUCGCCAUCGCGGGCCAGCCCGGCCCUGAAUCGCAGCUCGACCUCACCCGCCUCGUCGCUGUCAUCCGCGUCGCCAUCGUCGUCGGCCGCCUCCAGCUUAUCGGUAUCGUCCGCAGCAGCCGCCAGCCUGAUGGCUCCCCUCUCGCUCACCACCAAGGGCACCGCUGGUGCGGAGCCGGCGGCGCCCAACGGGCUCAAGAUUACGGCGGCGGGCCAGCUGAACGGGCUGAACCUGACCAGUGCCUCGCUGGCGAUGGUAAACGGUGCGAACGUGACGCUCAACGGCACGGCGACAGCGACCACCGCCCCACUACCCGUCAUCGUUGGUGCAAACGGCACGGCCAACAUCGUGGGCAUCGCCCAUUCGCAGCUGCUGGCAGCAUCCACCGCAGGCGGUUCCUCCCCGGCCGCCAUCCAGACUAUCCCACUGAACCUGAACGUUACAUCGAGCGCGGUGAGCAACGGGUUGGUCACCGGCAGCGGUCCCGCCUCGCUCGCCAUCGCAACCGCGGGCGCCGGCGGGCCGCUUCAGCUGACCAGCCACAAUGGUCCCAUCGGUGGUGGCAGCAUUAGCAGCAGCAGCAGCAGCAGCAGUAGUAGUCAUAGUAACAGUAACACUAGCAGUAGUAGUACCGGUGCCGCCAACACUACCACCAUCGUCGGCACGAUCGCCAGAUCGAUGUACAGUGCGGCGACGAUCGCACCAUCGAUGCCGACGUCUACGGCGGCGACGACUACGGUGCACGUGCCAACCGGCGGCAGCAAAGAACUGAUCAACGGUACGAUCGGCAAGAACGGUACCGUACGGACUGAUAAUAGUAAGCUUGAGAUUAUCGCAUCGCAAUCGCAACCCACCAACCACAGUACACAGGCCGUUGUUGGCGCUACGGCCCUCGACCCACCGGGAACGAAGGUUAUCACGAUCAUGAAUGGUAACACGUUCGCACUGGCCCCGCUGGACAAGGACAGCAAGAUGGGCGUUGUCUACAGCCCGAUACUGGUGCCGACUUCGCAAGGACUGCGCAUGAUACAGCAGGGUUCGAACGGAUUGGCAACGAUCGAGCUCGCACCGCCGAAUGGUGGCAAUCGUUUGCAGCUGCAUUUAACUCACUAAGGGGUCUGCGUGUAGAGUGAUAAGGUGUGAGUGUUUGUUUGGAGCGCGUUUGUGUGUGUGUGUGUGUGUGUAUGUGUGUGCACACGUGCACGUUGUAGAGAUUUGCCGAAGCA